AACUUUUGAGAUUGAGUUAAGUUCUCCUCCUACAGCUUACCCCCUAAUACGUCGAAAGCCAUAGCGACGCGAAUACUUCAUCAAUCAACGUGAUUCAAAUUGGGAACGGUAGCUGAGAUUAAGAGCUAAAUCAUAUCCGAGUUUCGCGACAUUCCAACGGCUAGUUUUUUGUCGACGUCGUUUCUUGUGAAGACGACUUUUCUGUCCAGAAUUUCGGUUUUAUAUUUUGAGUAAUUCUAACUCCUAAGUUCACCUAGACUCCGUCCUUAAUCCUAACAACAUGAUCUAGGAAUCAAGUCUAUUUCAGAAUCUAGCCUCGAGGAUGUGCGACCUUCAAUGCCCACGGCUGGUCGUCCACGCAUAGUUACUGAUAGAAUUCGUCGUGGGAUCGUUAGGGCGAUUACUAGCGGCGAGGCGAAAACCUCGAAGCACGCGGCCCAGAUCGUCGAAUCACAGCACGGCAUUACGGUACAUCCUAGGACGGUGCGUAACGCGCUCAAAUCUAGCAGCCUUGUCGCAAUCCAACAGCCUAAGAAGCCGCGCCUCUUUAAGAAAAACAUCUGCGAUAGGCUUGAUUUUGCACGGGCCCAUGCUGAUUAGACCAUCGAGGAUUGGAAACGUGUGAUCUGGUCGAAUGAGACCAAGAUCAAUAGGUUCUGCUCUGACGGCCGCGCGCACGCCUGGGUUCGUGAAGGUAUGGCCCUCCAACACCACCAGAUCAAGCAGACCGUGAAACAUGGGGGCGGGUGCUUGAUGAUUUGGGGCUGCAUGACGUAUGAGGGGGCGAGUUUCAUGUGCAAAAUCGAUGGUAGGAUGGACGGGCCGCUGUAUCUGAACAUUUUGCAGGACGAGCUGAAGAAUACCAUCGACUUUUACGAGCUUUCCCCCUCGGAUGUGAUCUUCCAGCAUGAUAACGAACCCAAGCACAAGUCCCGUCUGGUGCAGCAGUGGCUUCAAGAGUAGGAGUUUGGGGUGCUGGAGUGGCCAUAUUCAAGUCCCGAUCUCAACCCCAUUGAGCAUCUUUGGGCUCAUCUCAAGAAGGAGCUGGGUAAGCACGAUAUGCCUCCCACUGGUAUGGUGGACCUGUGGGAGCGUGUACAGGAGGAAUGGGAGAAGAUCCCAUCAGAUAUGUGCACCAACUUGAUCGACAGCAUGCCCAGAAGGAUGAAGGCGGUGAUUAAGGCGAAAGGGCGGUGGACCAGGUACUAGUUUUACAGUAGUUAAAGUUGCUGCCUGCGCCUGGCACUAAUUGUCCGGAUGUACCG
Messenger RNA from Closterium sp. NIES-67, 1265 nucleotides. NCBI's taxonomy places the organism in Eukaryota, Viridiplantae, Streptophyta, Zygnematophyceae, Desmidiales, Closteriaceae. The record is from the annotation of a GenBank genome assembly.